Molecule: messenger RNA, 324 nt
Organism: Aspergillus welwitschiae
Lineage: Eukaryota; Fungi; Ascomycota; Eurotiomycetes; Eurotiales; Aspergillaceae
Product: SWI5/SAE3 family protein
Exons: 3
Coding region: 1-324 (107 amino acids)
Biological process (GO): double-strand break repair via homologous recombination; meiotic joint molecule formation; meiotic DNA recombinase assembly involved in reciprocal meiotic recombination
Cellular component (GO): Swi5-Swi2 complex; Swi5-Sfr1 complex
Source: RefSeq, a predicted model, not a curated record
AUGCCACCACCCCAGCAAGCCACAUCCUCCACCAAAACACCAGCUUGUGACGAGCAGACGCAAAAAGAAAAGAAGCUGUCCACCCUCCGCGCAUCCAUCGCCAGUCUGCAAUCCCAAAUCACAGAAAUAGAGUCGCAAAUAGCACAGACCAAGGCCAAAUUGAAAAAUGACCCAUCUACGACGGUCAAACGGCACAUUCGUCUUCUCCAUGAGUACAACGAAAUCAAAGACAUUGCCCAGGGAUUGAUGGGGUUGAUUGCGGAUGCUCGUGGUGUACGGCAGGUGGACGUGCAGAGGGAGUAUGAAGUGGAUGAUGGGGAUUGA